GCCCUUUUAUAAAUUUCAUCAUCACUUUCCCUUUCCCGUUUUGUUCCUUCCUCUGCUCUCUCACCCACUCAGCCCACUCUCUGCCUGCUGCAACCAUGAGAGAGUAAAUUUCCCCGGAAACCAAACACUCCCCAUUUCCGAUCAAUCCUUCCUUCACCGCCCCGAGCAAUAAAAAUGGUGUCUUUCGAUGAUUCCCUCUCCCACCACCAACACCACCUCCACUCCACCUCCGGCCGCUUCCCUCUCCCUCCUCGCACGGAUUUCUACUCCUCCCUCCGCUCCCCUUCCGCCUCCACCGCCAAGAUCAACCGCCAAAUCGGCCGCUCCAUGCGCACGAUCCGGUCCACCUUCUACUCCGGCGACAGCUGCUCCUCCUUCGCUUCCGCCGCCGCCUCGCCUGAUCGCUCGGGGUUUGUGUCCGAGAACCUGACCGACUCCGUCGUUGAUAUGCGCCUCGGGGAGCUCGCCGCCAGGAACUUCCUCAACUGCUCUGGCAAGUCGGAGAAGUCGUCGGCGGCGUCGGGGGCGGGGUUGUCUUCCGCUGAGGUGGAGGAAUUUCUGGAUAUCUCUCAGGCUUUCAGCGAUUUUUCAGGGUGUAGCAGUGAUAUCUCCGGCGAAUUGCAGCGGCUGGCGAAUUUGCCUUCUCCCAGGCACGAAUCCGAAGGAGGAGGAGGAGGAGGAGGAGGAGGAGGAGGGGGAGAGGUUCAGCCGGAGCCGGAGCCGUGCCUAGGGUUUCUGCAGAGGGAGAGCUUCUCGACGGAGAUAAUCGAGAGCAUUUCGCCGGAGGAUCUCCAGCCGACAGUCAAGAUCUGCGUGGACGGCCUGGAAUCUUCGUCCGUGGCGGUGAAGCGGUCCGCGGCGGCGAAGCUGCGUCUCCUGGCGAAGAAUCGGUCGGACAAUCGAGCACUAAUUGGUGAAUCCGGCGCGAUUCCGGCUUUGAUUCCUCUUCUCCGGUGCAGCGAUCCGUGGACUCAGGAGAACGCCGUUACAGCUCUGUUGAAUCUCUCCCUCCACGAAGGCAACAAGGACCUAAUUACGAACGCCGGGGCUAUUAAAUCCUUGGUCUACGUGUUGAAAACGGGGACGGAGACAUCAAAACAGAACGCAGCUUGUGCAUUGCUAAGCCUCGCAUUGGUAGAAGACAACAAAACCUCGAUUGGAGCUUGCGGCGCAAUUCCUCCCCUGGUUGCUCUCCUGAUCAAUGGAUCCACCAGAGGAAAGAAGGAUGCUUUGACGACUCUGUACAAGCUCUGCUCCAUCAAUCAGAACAAGGAGAGAGCAGUGAGCGCUGGAGCUGUGAAGCCACUGACAAUGAUGGUGGUGGAGCAAGGUUCCGGAAUGGCGGAGAAGGCGAUGGUGAUACUGAAUAGCCUUGCAGGGAUUGAAGAAGGCAGGGAAGCUAUAGUCGAGGAAGGAGGGAUUGCUGCCCUCGUGGAAGCAAUUGAAGAUGGUUCUCCUAAAGGGAAGGAGUUUGCUGUGCUGACACUGCUCCAAUUGUGCACUGCUUGCUCGACGAAUCGCGGGUUGCUUGUGAGGGAAGGCGGCAUUCCCCCUCUUGUUGCAUUGUCACAGACUGGAACUGUAAGAGCCAAGCAUAAGGCGGAGACACUGCUUGUGUACUUGAGAGAAUCAAGAAAUGAGGCUUCAUCUUCAAGUCCUUAGAAAGAAAUAGAGAUGGUGGUAAAUUUUGUCUCCCCCCAACUAUUUUUAGAGAAGGCAUGACUAGCUAGCCUUGUGGUCGAGGGUGGGUUCGUUUUGUUGGAUAUGUACAUAGGAGUAGUGCCUUUUUCGUUCUUGUUAUGUACAGUGUGCUUUCAUAAGUUUGAAUUCUCUAUGAAGUGAGAAGUUAGGGAGGGAAAGGAGGCUUAGAGUUGAGCAAAGAAGCUGACUUUUGUGAAAUGUACGACUUUCGAAAACUAGGGUUCUUGAAAAAGGGGGGAUUUGGUUCCUAAUUUCCCAUGGUAUUCUGCAGGAUGAAUACUCUGUGGGUCUGUACUGUAUGUGUAUUGUUCAUGUAAAUCUAGGGAUUUGGGUUAGGCCUUCCUUAUGUUUUGAUUUGGAUGGUGACCCAAAUUUCUGUUCUUUGAAGGGUAUGUGUUCCCUCUGUGUAAAAGUAUAAUCAGGGUUUAGAGAUCAUAUAUGUAUAUUGCCUGUAUUACGCAGUUUAGCUUGGAGCUGUAUGAUGGUGGAAAUGUAUUUCACUCAUGAGUAAUGACAUAUCUUAGUUCUUC
Molecule: messenger RNA, 2231 nt
Organism: Linum tenue
Lineage: Eukaryota; Viridiplantae; Streptophyta; Magnoliopsida; Malpighiales; Linaceae
Source: the annotation of a GenBank genome assembly